Molecule: messenger RNA, 2929 nt
Organism: Oncorhynchus tshawytscha (Chinook salmon)
Lineage: Eukaryota; Metazoa; Chordata; Actinopteri; Salmoniformes; Salmonidae
Gene: pdk2a
Product: pyruvate dehydrogenase kinase 2a
Exons: 11
Coding region: 123-1370 (415 amino acids)
Biological process (GO): regulation of glucose metabolic process; protein phosphorylation
Cellular component (GO): mitochondrion
Molecular function (GO): pyruvate dehydrogenase (acetyl-transferring) kinase activity
Source: RefSeq, a predicted model, not a curated record
GUGUCCUAUUGGCUGCAGGUUUUCACCGAGCCUGUUCUUUUGGGCAAUCAACAUUGGAACAGAAGGAGCACUUGUAGUAGCCCUAUUUUUUUCCCCAAAGCGAUUUACUGAAGACCUCAACGAUGAAAUUCGUGAGAUUUAUAAUGAAAAAUGCUACAUUGGCCAAUGUGCCUAAACAUAUAGAACAUUUUGCAAAAUUUUCGCCGUCACCACUCUCUAUGAAACAAUUUCUCGAUUUUGGUUCCACCAAUGCAUGCGAGACGACAUCAUUUGUCUUUUUGAGACAAGAGCUACCUGUGCGACUAUCUAACAUCAUGAAGGAGAUCAAUUUGCUACCUGACCGAUUGCUUACAACCCCAUCCGUGCAGAUGGUGCAGAGCUGGUAUGUCCAGAGCUUGAUGGAAAUCCUGGCGUUCUUGGACAAGACUCCUGACAGCCACAGUGUCCUGGAUGAUCACCUUUUAUCCUCUAGGUUUGUGGACACCCUGGUGAAUAUCAGGAACAGGCACAAUGAAGUAGUGCCCACCAUGGCACAGGGCGUCAUUGAGUACAAGUCGGUGUUCGGCCAGGACCCAGUCACCAACCAAAACAUUCAGUACUUCCUGGACCGUUUCUACAUGAGCCGUAUAUCUAUCCGCAUGCUUAUUAACCAGCACACUCUUGUCUUUGAUGGAGCAACGAAUCCACUUCACCCCAACACAAUAGGGAGCAUCGACCCUCACUGUGAUGUCACAGAGGUGGUCAGAGAUGCUUACCGGAGCGCCAAGUUGGUGUGUGAUCAGUACUAUCUGAGCUCGCCAGACCUGAUGCUGCAAGAAAUUAAUGUCAACAACCGGAAACAACCUAUAAGCAUUGUCUAUGUGCCCUCCCAUCUCUACCACAUGUUGUUUGAGCUUUUCAAGAAUGCUAUGAGGGCCACAAUUGACAACCAUGAAUCCAGCAACAGGCUACCACCCAUUCAAGUCAUGGUGGCCAUUGGAGGAGAGGACCUGUCAAUCAAGGUGAGUGACAGGGGUGGCGGAGUCCCUUUCAGGAAGAUUGAGAAUCUUUUCAGCUACAUGUACUCUACGGCCCCCACGCCAGAGAGGGGUGAGCACUCUCAGACCCCAUUGGCUGGCUUUGGCUACGGCCUGCCCAUCUCCCGGCUCUACGCUCAGUACUUCCAGGGAGACCUGCAGCUCUACUCUAUGGAGGGUUACGGCACUGAUGCUGUCAUCCACAUGAAGGCCUUGUCCACAGACUCUGUGGAGAGGCUCCCGGUGUACAACAAGACAGCUCUGCGGAAUUACAAGGUUAGCCAGGAGGCAGACGACUGGUGUGUGCCCAGCAGAGAACCCCUGGACCUGACCAUUUACAGGGUAGCCAAAUGAGGAUAAUGUCGACGCCACCCUGGUUAGAUUGAGGCUCUGUAUGCCAACAGCCAAGGCAGACAGCCACCUAACCCCGCCCACAUGACUGGAUGUUGUUUUCCAUCCUGGUUUUGGCAUUGGCAUGUUUUCUUGUUCUCACAAUGAUGCCUUUCAUGGUUUUAUUUUAGCUUAGAUUCUAAAAACAUAAUCUUUGUUCACCUCCAUGAGGGUUUUUAUGGGAGUGCCAGAUGUUGAUAAUAAAAUAAAAAAAGUUGUCACUAAUUAUUCUCCCAAACAUUUAAUGGGCAUACAAACAUGGUUGCUUUACCCAUGAAAUGUUUGGGAGCAUAAGAAUGUGUGGCUUUCUUUUUCUAGUUUACUCUCUGUUAGUCAGCACUUCUAUUAAAAAAACAUUUCUGGGUGUGUCAGUUUAUGCCUUUUACUAUCGCUCGAUUGUUGAUGAAAUAAACAUGGGAGUGUGUGCAGGGUAGUGAGGUCCCAAUGUCAUACUUAAUUUUGGGGGGAGAGAUGUGGCAGGGUGGGUCUGAAGACCCAGAUACUGUGCCCAGUAUGUUGUUGAGAUGGUGUAGCGUGGGCGAGUGAGAAUAUGUAACACCAGUUCAGUAUGUUAUGGAACGUUCAGGUAGAAACGUUGUGUAGAGCAGCCAAGCCUUUCUAUCAUGUCGACUAGGGAAUCACGGCAUCUCUUUUACAUAACAUUUUCUAUCUGCAACAUUCAGAAUGUUGCGUCCUUCUGAACUGGACCCAGGUUGAAAAGACAAUCCGAUGUGUUGGUUGAACUCUCUGAGAGGAUCUUUAUGUACUGUAAACGGAAGUGAGCUGGAGCUGUUGAGGUGUUGUAGAACUCCUUAGAUGAACCAGUACUGUAGAAUAACUGAAUGUCCUGGCGGGCAUUAGACCUCCCUUGCUCUAAAUCGCUGACUGUCACAAAAUGCCACCUCAGCCUUAACUGCGUCAGUCAAGUUUUCUUUACUUGAAACAUGUACAUUAUUAACAAUGUAGUAUUCAAUCUAUGAGAAGGCUGCUAAUGACUUACUUAUUUACUUAUUUGAUUCUAAAAUAAUAUUACGUACUGUUCUACCAUGUCUUGAUGCCUUCAUGAGUAUUGGUCCUGAUGUCUAUAUAUUGAUUUCAUCAUUUCAAGUAAAUUUUCUCUUGCCAGUUCAAUGGACAGGAUUCAACUAACAAAAAUGAGUUGGUCUGUUCAGUGUUGUGACUUUCUGUAUUCCUGCGAACUCAAGCUCUAGAGCAAUACAUUGUGGAAACAAUUUUACCCAAGUUCAUUUGCAGUAAGACAGUGAUAUACUUUGUGAUAGGAAGCCAGUGUUCAUCUUUUACGCACCGGCGUUCUAUUGCCCGUGGCAAAGCUCAUCAGAAGCUAGUUAAAACACAUCCCAAAGGGCAAAGCACAUCGUUCUUAUUUUCUGUGACCCUUAAGGCUAGGCUAGGCCAGUCACACAGGAAUAUUUGAUGCUGUGUAUGUGAUGGGAAGAUGCUCCCAGCCUAUCCGCUUUUAUCAAUUCCCUUUUAUUUUGUAAUAAACUCUAUACAUUUCUUCA